Molecule: messenger RNA, 2082 nt
Organism: Aspergillus niger
Lineage: Eukaryota; Fungi; Ascomycota; Eurotiomycetes; Eurotiales; Aspergillaceae
Exons: 4
Coding region: 1-2082 (693 amino acids)
Biological process (GO): regulation of DNA-templated transcription; DNA-templated transcription
Molecular function (GO): DNA binding; DNA-binding transcription factor activity, RNA polymerase II-specific; zinc ion binding
Source: RefSeq, a predicted model, not a curated record
AUGUCCUCCAGAGCAAGUAUAACCAAGAAAGCAUGCGACGGAUGUAAGAUUCGGAAGAUUCGCUGCGGUGGUGGCCAGCCAUGCCGGUCCUGCUUCAAUGCACGCAUCAAGUGUACCUACAUUCGGGUCCAGCAACCUCGUGGUCCUCAGAAGCUGCGCGCAACGACAAAGUACCUUAUAGACCAAGCUCAACGCGGUAUCGAGGUACAUGAUGCUCUACCCUCAGUCCCUCAGAGCGGGGAGGUACUAGAAACCGACCACGCCUCGACACCAGUACAGCGAGAAUGCGGUGCAAAAUCGGAAAGAUCUCGGAUACCCACCAAUGUUCUCGCAUCCCCGCUUUAUAUAUACCACGUGCGAAUGUAUCCAGUCUGGCCUGUCGUGGAUGUCGAAAGUGUCAUGUCCAGUUUGCAGCAGGAUACUGAGGAGAAUGACCACGAGACAUAUGCAUUGGCAACUGCUGUGGCAGCGGCAACGAUCGCUCAAUUAAGGCUAGGGCAAAAUUCUCUCCCUGACAAGUCGGUGACUGCGGAAACAUUUGCUGCGGAGUGCAUGAAGGCCCGCAGAUCCUGCGAUUACCGAUCAAGGCUCAAUUUAAAUAAUGUCCGGACGGCUUUUUUCCUUCAUGUAUACUUUGAGAACCACCAAUCGGGCGCCAGUGAAUCACUAUUAUACUUGAGAGAGGCUAUUACACUCGCCCAGAUGAUGUGUCUGCAUCGAGAAGUCUCGUACGCUGGCCUUCCCCCGGAAGAGCAACAAAUGCGUCGCCGUGUGCUAUGGCUGUUGUUUGUCACUGAACGCGGCGUCUGCAUCCUCCACAAACUCCCCGUAGUCUUGAGGACAGAUAUCUCAACCCCAGAGCUUGAUGCGAAUGAUGAGCCCCAGGUUCUGCCGGCCUUCCUGAAACUGCUUAAUCUGUUCCGACUGUUCGAGCAGUCUAAAAUGUUCGACAUUAUCGAGGAUGAUCAGGGAGGCUUUGAGCCACUGUCUAGCGAAAUCCCUAACCUAGACAGCCGUUUUCUUAGGCUAUUGCAAGAUAAUUUGCAGGACGGGUCAGCUCUGUUGGAUCAUAUUUCAGACGUACAGAAAGCAGAUCUUUGCGUUACCCGACAUUGGAUGCGCAUGAUCUUGUGGAAAUUCUCGUCCAAGAAAAGCGCUCAUGGAUCGUCUGUUCAUUGGCCCACUUCUCCAUCCUUUCCGAUCGUGGUCGCAAAGGAGCUAUUGAACAUAGUAUCCCAACUACCACGAGCGGCGAUCGAAGCCCAUGGGCUCGGUAUGGAGUUGAAACUCUAUGAGAUCGCCAGCUCACUCGCCGAUGCCGUAAUAGACCUCGCAAUGUUGCCACGGGCGCCUUCUUGGGAUAAUGAAAGCCGCCCCAGCAGCAUUCUAGCCCGACUACACUCCAUCCUCUCCACUUUCAGAGGUGGGGGCAACAAAGAGCUAGCUGAGUUACUGUAUAAGAUGAUGGCAGAUGCGCAAGCUAGAAGCGGUCCUGCAUUAACGCCUCCAAUAAGAGAACCGCAUCCACCAGUUAAGAGUAAAAUGCUACCUGCGACCACUACUUCUGUGUCAGGUGGAGAGGAUCUAGCCCAUAAACGGGCUACUACUGCAAUGGAAGCUGCAGGUCCCAUAGCUGACGACAUCAGCACGCUCAAUAAUUGGUCUGCUGCCACUGAGGCUCAGCUCCCUGCAAUGCAGUCUGUGGGCCAAGGGCAUAUACAAGAUAGUCUUAGUCUCGAGCACCACGCGCAGAGUGGGUACAACGCUCUUCAGCCACUGGAAGACAUGCUGUUUCCUGAGUUUUUGGAGUCAACGAUUUCUCCGCAACUCGAGUCUUCUCAGAGCGUCUAUGACCCCUCUUUCGGCAAUUUGCUGCCAUACUCGUUACCACUGGAGGGUGCAAGGAGUACACCCUUGAGUUUCGCCUCACUGUCACCUGCUUUACCCUCUGGCUCUGUCGAAAUGCUGAUAAAUGAUUUCAUCUCGCAAAUUCCGGAGGGUCAGUUCACACCUGAGCUCAACUUUUCAAGCAAUGACUUUUCAGAUGCAGUCUUGUCUGGUGAAGGAUUUCUGCUUUCCUAG